This is a messenger RNA of Penicillium salamii, 1041 nucleotides long. Lineage: Eukaryota; Fungi; Ascomycota; Eurotiomycetes; Eurotiales; Aspergillaceae. The record is from the annotation of a GenBank genome assembly.
AUGCCCGCUAAGCGCAAGUCUGACCAAAUGGAUACCACGCCCACGGGCAGUCCUACCAAGAAAAUGCGCCUCACACAGCAGCAGAAGCAGGCGCUGAUGGACAAUCUACAACUCGAAAUCACUGAGCGUGCACGCAAACUUCGUGCCCAAUAUGCCCUCCAGGCAAACGACCUUCGCGCGCGCAUUGACCGACGCGUAAACCGAAUCCCAGUCUCGCUCCGCAAGGCCAACAUGGGCGAUUUGCUCGACAAACACAAUAUCGCCUCGAGCAAGCCAAAUAUGGCAUCGCCAUCCCGGAAAUAUUCACCUGUCAAGACCUCGCGUAAUAUCAGCAAACCCGUUGACACAGAAGCACGCGACGGCAAAUACCGGAGGGGAAGCCACGAUGGUCUCUACUCUGAUAAAGAGAAUGCCCAUGCAAGUGGGGAGCCAGACGGUCUCAAGAACCCUAAGCGUCGCGUCAAACCAGCCGCAGCAGGCGGGGCAUCACGCGUAGUAUCUCAAGAAGUCCGAGGCAACGAGAAUCGGAUCCUGUCACCCAAGUCUAACAACUCCCGAACCUACCCUCACUCACCCUUCCGCGCAUCCCCAGAGAAGGGUCAACCCUCAUACCUGUCGCGUCCUACAUCUCCAUUGAAGCCGUUGAGCCCAUUGAGAUCACGUGGUGCCACAGUCUCAGCAGUAAAGGACCAGCGUCCCCCUUCUCAAACACAACGACCCACCAAUCGUGCCGCCACAGGACCCAAGUCUGGCCACUCCCCAUUACCGCGUCCUGCAACCCGACAGGGCGAACGCAAGAACAGUACCGGAUCCACAGCUUCAUCUGGAACCACGGUUAUCAAGCCUACCCGCACUGGUGCUGGCGCUCGCAAGGUAACGACGGCGUCUACCGCGGCGGCUGCUAAGAAGCCUGCGCCUCGCAUGCAGGCCGCAUCAGUGGCAGUGAAGAAGACUGCCAACACUGCCGCCAUGCGCAAGACUACCGCUCCAGCUGCAACCGAGACAGCCACGCGUACUCGAGCUUUGCGCAAGCGCAUCUAA